AUGGCAAAAGCUGAAUUUCUAAAAGCACCAAUUCAUGAUCUUUACGCCUGGGCUCGUACCAGUUCAUUGUGGCCAGUUUCCUUUGGCUUGGCCUGUUGUGCAGUAGAAAUGAUGCACACCUCAGCAUCUAGAUAUGAUAUUGAAAGAAUGGGUAUCUUUUACAGACCAACUCCUCGUCAAUCUGAUGCCAUGAUUAUUGCUGGCACUUUGACAAAUAAGAUGGCACCAGCACUUCGUAAAGUUUGGGAUCAAAUGUCUGAACCAAAGUAUUCAAUUUCAAUGGGAUCUUGUGCGAAUGGUGGUGGAUAUUAUCAUUAUUCGUAUCAUGUUGUGAGAGGUGCUGAUCAGAUAGUUCCUGUGGAUGUUUAUGUUCCUGGUUGUCCUCCAACAUUAUUGUAUGGUAUUUACAUGUUACAAAAGAAAAUUAAGAGAAAUCCAUAUAGAGCUGAUGUGAUUGCAGAAGAUUUCAAUCAUUAUCCAGGAAAGGUUGAAAGAAAUCAAAUAACACCACUCAAUCAAUUGUAA
Molecule: messenger RNA, 525 nt
Organism: Naegleria gruberi
Lineage: Eukaryota; Heterolobosea; Eutetramitea; Acrasida; Naegleriidae
Exons: 3
Coding region: 1-525 (174 amino acids)
Biological process (GO): electron transport coupled proton transport; aerobic respiration
Molecular function (GO): 4 iron, 4 sulfur cluster binding; quinone binding; NADH dehydrogenase (ubiquinone) activity
Source: RefSeq, a predicted model, not a curated record